UUAAAGCCAUACAAACAUUUCAUUUCCAAUUUAUUCCUAUAUAUCUCUAUCCAUUUCCCCCAUUAAUUCCUCACAUUUUUUUUCCCCUCCCAUUUCUCAAAAUUCUCCAUUCCCAUCGAAACCCAUCAAAGAAAAAUUCAACCUUUGUGGGAUUUCAUCCAUUUUCUUGGAUCAAAUCCCCUUAGAAAUCCUGUCAUCUUGCACUUUUGCAUAAAAUUCCCAAUUUUGUUGUUGGGUCCAAAACAAAUAUCCUCUCUCAAUUUUUCGGAUUUUUUGCAAGUAUGGAGGUGUCUGUGAUUGGGAGCUCACAGCUCAAUCUUGGGAGGAUUGAUACGGUUGGGUUGUGUAAUCUUAGAAGGAAUUUGAAUGUUAACAUGUUGAGUUUUAAGAAUAAUUUUUCAAAGGGAUGCAAUAUUGUUCAGAGCAGAAGAUUUUUGUGGCCUUCGAGAUCUCAAGUUCUUAGUCUUAGGGCAUCUUCUUCUGCUCAAAACCAACCUCUUGUUUAUGAGAAGAAAGCUUCAAAUAUUACAACAAACACAACCAUCGAUGGCACAAAGCUGUAUGUCGGUUUGCCACUCGACACCGUCUCCAGCUGCAACUCGAUAAACCAUGCUCGAGCCAUUGCUGCAGGGCUGAAGGCUCUCAAGUUGUUAGGGGUUGACGGUGUAGAGCUCCCGGUGUGGUGGGGAGUAGCUGAAAACGAAGCAAUGGGGAAGUAUGAUUGGUCGAGCUACCUGGCCAUAGUCGAAGUGGUGAAAAGUUUGGAUCUCGAGCUUCAUGUGUCUCUUUGCUUCCACGCCUCCGGAGAUGCCAAGCUGCCUCUACCGGCAUGGGUGUCGCGGAUUGGUGAAUCGGACCCGAGCAUUUACUUCACGGAUAAAUCGGGGCAGCAGUAUAAAGAUUGUUUAUCAUUAGGUGUGGAUGAUCUUCCUGUUUUAGAUGGAAAGACUCCACUCCAAGUGUACAAGGCGUUUCUCGAGAGCUUCAAAGCCUCGUUUUCGCCUUUCAUGGGCUCCACAAUCACGGGCUUGACGAUUGGUCUUGGGCCGGAUGGCGAGCUGCGGUAUCCUUCCCACCACCAACGAGCAAUGGGCACGAGUAGUCUUGUUGGGGCCGGGGAGUUCCAGUGCUACGACGUGAAUAUGCUCAGCCUCCUGAAGCAUCACGCGGAGGCACACGGGAACCCUCUGUGGGGAUUCGGCGGCCCCCAUGACGCCCCUGGAUACAACGAGUCUCCGGAGGUGGGAGGCUUCUUCGCGGACAACGGCGGGGCUUGGGAGAAUCAAUACGGCGAUUUCUUCCUCUCUUGGUAUUCAAACCAACUGUUGUCACACGGGGAUCGCAUUCUCGCCCUGGCUGCCUCGACCUUCAAGGACGAUCCGAUCACGUUGUCUGGCAAGAUCCCUCUGAUGCACCCGUGGAGCAAACUGCGGUCGCACCCUUCGGAGCUGACAGCGGGAUUCUACAACACGGCCGGUAGAGACGGGUACGAUGCCGUGGCCGAGAUGUUCUCGAGGAACUCAUGCCAGGUGAUACUACCCGGCUUCGACCUAUCGGACGAGAGCCAGCCUAACGAAUCCCGGUCGAGCCCCGAGUCCCUACUCGCAGCGAUGCAGGCUGCUUGCAGGAAGCACGAGACGGCCGUGUUGGGGCAGAACGCGCUGGUGUGUGGCGCCCCGAGGAGCUUCGAGCAGAUAAGCAAGAACUUGACGGGCGAGAACGCGGUGGCGAGCUUGUUCACGUAUCAGAGGAUGGGAGCGGAUUUCUUCUCCCCCGAGCACUUCCCUCGUUUCACGAAGUUCGUCUGCGGCCUGAACGAGCCGGCUCGAUCUCUCGACGAUCUGCCCGUGGAAGAAGACGACGAGACUGCGGAGUCGCUCUCUGGUAUGAAUAAGCAGAUGCAGACGGCGUGAGUGUGGCAAUUGCUGGCUAUGUAAAUAUGAUCAGUUUGGUCCAAAUGUGUUUUGGCUUUUUGGAGUGAAGCUGCGAAAAUGUGUAAUCUUGUAACUGCUGAGACUGUGGUUAUGUAUGUUGUGCAGAAAGUAGAAACGAUAUAUUGUGAAACUCUUGAUAAAAUGAAACUAUGUUUGGCUCA
This is a messenger RNA of Salvia miltiorrhiza (redroot sage), 2095 nucleotides long. Its product is annotated as inactive beta-amylase 9. Gene Ontology annotation, molecular function: beta-amylase activity. The record is from RefSeq and is a predicted model, not a curated record. Lineage: Eukaryota; Viridiplantae; Streptophyta; Magnoliopsida; Lamiales; Lamiaceae. The coding region runs from base 282 to 1913 and encodes 543 amino acids. Gene Ontology annotation, biological process: polysaccharide catabolic process. The transcript is spliced from 3 exons.